AUUAGGUCGAAAGAGUAGAGUAGGCACUGUCUAAUUUUUUGGUAUGUUCAAUAGUAUUUUUACUCCUUACAUAUUUUUAUUACUUAGUUUAGCUCUUCUAAAAUUAACUCGAUUAUGAUAUUCUACGUUAAGUAUUAAUCUACGUAUUUGAUUCGUGAUAAAAGUGAGUUUAAACUUAUGGCAGAAAAAUGGCUGAUAAGCAUAGUUUAAACUAUGAAGUGAGGGAGUUAAAGUUGGGUUCAAGCUUCACUAACAACAAGGCAUCCCAAUAUCACACUAUCAAAUAUGACUUCAAACCGGCAUCAGUAGAUGUCAAUAAGAUGGCUACUGUGGAUGUUGGAACAAACAAUCAAGUGACUGUAACUGUGCCACAUUUAGAUGGCGCUGGUAUCCCACAGACAGUGUUCAAAGGUAAUCAGCGACCAUACACUAAAGAGUGUGUCCUUAUCAUAGACAGAGACACUGGAGAGAUUACAUUGGAAAAACUAUCUAGUAAUAUUCAAGUGAAAAAGACUAGGCAAGAAUCGGCCCAAAAACCUCGACCACUGACACCGAUCACCAGCGAGCUGACGAAUACCACCCAGCGGUCUACGUCUCGCACACGUGUCGCAACGAACAGGCGCACCAAUAACAAUGCUGGAUCAACCAGUAUGGUGGCGCAGGCGAACAGUCACCAGCAGCGGUUCAAUGGCGUCACACCCAAGACGCAGAACAUGGUUCGGUCGCCGCCUAGAGUUAAAACAUCGCCACCGCAAGCACCAUGGUCAGCCGGCGGUAACAGUACACUAGCCUCGUUGCCAAUGAUUGGCUUGGACGAUGCCCCAGCGAGUUCGCCGGCCAACGAGCGCCAGCACGCACCUCAUGCAAAUCAUGCGCAGCAUAUGCCAAACGCGCAUGUGCCAAACACGCAUGUGCCCAACGCGCAUAUGCCCAAUGCUCAUAUGCCCAACGCGCAUAUGCCCAACGCGCAUAUGCCCAACACGCACAUACCGAACACGCAUAUGCCGAAUACGCAUAUGCCCAAUACGCAUAUGCCGAGUUCGCACGCGCAUGCACCCGCACCUCCAAGGCCAGCCCCAGCCCCCGUACCUGUUGCUACGCAACAGCGGCAAGAUGAUAGUUCGUCGAGUUCGUCAAGUGACAGUGACAGUGACAGCGGUAGUGGCAGUGACAGCGACGACAAUGACGCCGCGCCACAACACUCGAUGCCAAAUGGCGUCAGCAACAACCCCGCGCUGCCCACAGACGUGCUCAACGACGACUUAUGUCUCUCGGAGACGGGCAGCGACUCCGACUGACCUCAGCGUUAAUCUUUUUUUGCCUUCGGAGAUAUUUCAUUUUGAUUUCCUCAGUGUGGCCGGUUGGUGUCGAUUUUUGUUUUCUAUGGAAAGUUCGUUAUUCGUUUUCCUUAUGUGUUCUAUCUAAAAUUGUUAUAAUUGAAUACCUUUAAUCUUUCUUCUUAGAGAAUAGACAAUUCUCUCUCUUUGUUGGUGUGAAAAUAUGGCAAUAAUAUUAAUGUAAGCGGGGAAACGUUUUAGGCAACUAUUAAAAAUAGAUAUUUUUGGCGGAGAAUGUUAUAAUAAAUAAUAUAGAUCAAUUGUUUCAGCUUUGAAGAAUUUAUUAAUCAACGUUGACGAUUUCAAUGUUUUGAUCUCAUAAUGGCAGGAAUAUUGAUCUCUUAGAUAUUGUUACAAAAGUUUAAAUGGCAACAUGAAAGAAAGAUUAAAAUUUAGAGGCGCUAGAAAAUGAACUUAUAUAUUUAUGUAAAAGAAGUGUUUUUAUGGAAAUAAAUCUAUGAAAUUGAAGAUAUAUAUUUGUUGAAUUUUCUUGAAGUUCAAAUGUCGACAUCGGCUUCGCCACUAUCAAAUAUACAUAGUGUGUGUAUUGUUGGUUUAAGUCUUACGAGUGAAGCAAGAAUGUUGUCAGCAUUAAACGAUUUGUCUGUUUAUCUUACGAAGGACGUAUAGGAAACCUAGAAGGUCUAAGGGUCGAUUUUGAGUGGAAAAGUCUUGAUUUAGCGGGGCACAUUUUCAGCGUAAAAUAUUAAUAUAAUAUUUAAUUGAAAUAAAAAUAUAAUUCUUUUAUAUAUGUGUUUGUAAAUGAAAUGUAAUGUAAGUAUUUCUUUGAUUGUCUUUUAUUAUGUUGUUUGUCUUUUUUGCAUUUCAAAAAUAAUUUAUUCUAUUUUGCCAAACUCAGACAUAGAAUAAUUACUCAAACACUAUUUCUUUAAAUCGAUUAGUUAUUAAUAGUUUAAAUUAAUACUUAUUACCUCAAAAACGGGGCUGACUCAAUUCUAUACUUAUUUGAAUCGCAUAGUUUAUGCAUAACAUAUUUAAUAUGGAAUUCGACGUAUUACAUACUAACAUUUCAACUUCGUAAGAUGGACAGAGAAGGCAAUGCUGAUAACGGCUUAGUAUAUUGACACAAUAUUGAUAACGUGCCUCAAUUUAAAUAUAGAAAUAUUUUUAUUUUAUGCCAAUAUUUUAAUAAAUUAGCCUUAAACGCGUGUUUGGAGACACCAAACUGUAUAGACAGUUAGCUAUAUCCCGCAAUAAGUUAUUAUGUAUACAGCGAAUUACAAAUUGUAUGUUGUUAGACGAUUAUAUUAUAUACGUUGUAAUUAGGUUAAGCUAAGAUAUAGUUUUAUGUAAAUACUGGAUUGAUAUCGAAAAAUUGAUUUGUACCGAUCGCAUGAAUUGUAUUUAAUUUUCGUUUAUUAGUUCUGUCAAAGUGUUGCGUUUUGUUUGUGUAUCGAAAACGUCUGUAGCGAUUUUGGGGUAUUUCACGCACUCACGCUGACCAAUGGUGUAGUUCAGAAUUUAAAUUUGUAUGUCUAUCUGUAGCAGUAAAUAAAUGAAAUUAUAUAUGAUUGAUGUGAUCGGUCAAAAUGUAGUAUACUUUAAAUAAGAAAUUGUUGUGCCUUUAAAAUUCUCAUUUAUAUUGUAACGAGAUUAUUUAUAGGCGCUUCGUUGCCGUAAGCAGCGUGCACCGUCACAAUAUCAUUAGUAUAUUUUAUUGUAAUAAAUGUCCUCAGUGCA
Zerene cesonia (dogface butterfly) is the source of this 3038-nucleotide messenger RNA. It is a transcript of the gene Eaf, whose product is annotated as ell-associated factor Eaf-like. Bases 189 to 1298 code for a protein of 369 amino acids. Gene Ontology annotation, molecular function: transcription elongation factor activity. The record is from RefSeq and is a predicted model, not a curated record. Gene Ontology annotation, biological process: positive regulation of DNA-templated transcription; regulation of transcription elongation by RNA polymerase II. Lineage: Eukaryota; Metazoa; Arthropoda; Insecta; Lepidoptera; Pieridae. The transcript has 9 exons. Gene Ontology annotation, cellular component: super elongation complex.